GAGAGUCGCAGAGGGUGGAACUGACAGAGGGGGCGAGGUUGUCAGGGAAAAGGAAAUGAAGGAGUAAGCAAGAUUGUGCCUGCAACACAAAUACGUUUGGAGUGCAGCAGACUUUAAAAGAAGACAGGCAUGUUUGGACACAAACUGCAGGAGAGAUCAAGGAGCAAGUGAGAAAACAACAAGCCAUCAGCAGCCAACCGUGGCCACCUUAUCUUUUCCAUCUAUAUACGGAAACCACUGGAUAAUUCAUAAGCCUCUCCCUCUUGUUCUGUCUGAGUGUGUGUAUGUGAGAGAGGGGAUUUGCUGAGCUCACCACCACCAUGCUGUGUCCUGCUGCUGUCAGUGCAGCUGCUGCGGCUGUCUGGCUGCUGGCGAUGCUGGGCCCAGGCCUGUCUCUUCCAGCUGAGGGCAACUCUGAGCCAGGCUUCAGCCUUUGCAGCCACUGCUUCUACAGACAGACGCCUCCUCAGGGAGCCUCUGCAGGGUCGCUGCUGCGCCCACUCUGCUACAGACUGGCUGGGGGACAGGCGUUUGCCACUCUGUCCAAACCGACCUGUGACACAGCUGUCUACUCGGCCUUCCAUCUCAGCCACGGAUGGACAGAGAAGGAGGGAGAGGAGGGCAAAGAGCUUGUGGCAGAGGAAGAAGAAGACAACAUUAAAGUAGCAGUACCAGCCCUACUCAGAGGAGACAGGAAUCCUUCUCAUGCUGUCUCGCCCACAGACUCCCUGCUUCAACACUGGGACUCAACAGUCACAACACUGGUCCAGUCAAGCAUCACUCCCCAGUGCAGCACUUUAGGGGGUGAUCUCUACAUCCUGACCGGGGUAGGAGGUUUCGGGGCUGCUGAGGAUGAAGACGAGGAGUGUCAGACAAAACCUCUGUGGUCUGCUGUGUGCUGCGCUGUCCCAGAUGGGAAGAGUGGCUUCAGCAUGGGGUUAAUCAGAGAGACAGGACAAGAGGAGAGGCAAGUGAGCGUGAAGGAGCUGGAGGAGAUGCUGGGAGUGUCAGAGCUGUUCUCAGAAGGCUGUGGAGGAGCAGAUGAGGAGACUGUUGGAAUCAGAGUGGGUCUUCAUAGCGAGGGGCUCCCUGGAAACAUAAACAAGCUGGAUGCAGAUUCAAAUGAGCACAUUAAGGAAAGAAGAAAGGCACCGAUCACUGAAGAGCUGGUGGCUGGUGAGUCCUCAGCUGACUAUGAAGCUGUGGAUGAACAAGAGACAGAUACAAAUUCCAGCAGCACUCUGGUCUACGUCCUCUGCACCACCAUGUCUAUCCUUACAGCUCCGCUGCAGCCUGUGUUCUCCAGAGUCACACAGUUACCUGGACAGGUGACAUACGUUCUUCAAGAAGACCUUGGGGUUCUGUCUGCCCUGCCCGGAGAAACCUUCUCCCUGCUCCACCUCUUGACCUCUGAUUUUUUGUCUUGGAUGGGCUUAGCUGGAGAAACAUUACUGGGUAUCGGGGAAAACUGCUUCUCCAGUGUCUACUACUGCUCCUCCUCCAUGCUGGGGGCCCUGCUGAACAGCUGCGAAACUGGGGUCACUGGCAUGGGGACCCUGGCUGGAGACACAGUGGGGAUAUUUAGUGAUGCGUUGGAUAAUGCUUGGUGGGUGACCAAGUUCUUUGGAGGGUGGCUGUGGGAGCAGAUUGAAGGUUACAUAGGAACAGUGUUGUCAGAGAUGGGGGGUCAGGUGAAAGCUGUAGGUGGAGGGGUGGAAAAGCUGGCGUUUAGAAGUGGAAACAGGGUGGGUAAUGUGUUUAAGCUGGGAGGGGGUUUAAUAACGGGGAUGGUGGAUAUGGUCAUUGGUGCAGUAAGAGAAGCUUUUGGGCAGGAGUCAGAGUGAAAAGUGGAGGGAAAGUCCACAUGACGCCAUUAGUAACAAACUUUUUCAAAUGUUUUCUCCAGUUUUGGUUUGUAAAUUUCUUUGAGUAAGAGUGUGAAAAAGGGGAUAGCCAUAUGUUUUUGAAACAAAUUUAGUGAAUUACAAAUGUCUUAUACUUACACAUCACUGUGGCUAGCUGUCCAAAUAAUCUGCUGCUGGUAUUAGUGACCCAACUGUGAAUUAAAAACACUGUGCACUAGGCUUUUGGAUGUAAUUAUUCAAAACAAUUAUUGUAUGAUAAAUGUUAUGAGAAAGGUUUGCUUACACAUACAUUAUAAUAAAAGAGAAUGCUGGCAUAU
Sander lucioperca (pikeperch) is the source of this 2182-nucleotide messenger RNA. RefSeq names its product endonuclease domain-containing 1 protein. The coding region runs from base 321 to 1844 and encodes 507 amino acids. Lineage: Eukaryota; Metazoa; Chordata; Actinopteri; Perciformes; Percidae. The transcript has 3 exons. The record is from RefSeq and is a predicted model, not a curated record.